UUGACAGGCAGGUAGGGUUCGGGCGCCGCCAUGUUAGGAGCGGAAGCGGAGUGAGUGAGUGGCUGCGGCUGAGUCUCAUCAGAGAGAGAGGCACUGGGCGGGCGCCCAUUUUAAGCCUCCGUGGGGAGCGCCUUGCUGCAGCCGUCUCCUCCCCUUCGCGGGGAGGAGGAGGAAGAAGGAUCCCGACCCUGCGGAGCCGAAGAAGUGGCACUUUGAAGAAGAAGAGGAAGAGGAAAAGGAGGAGGAAAAGGAAGAAGAAGAAGAAGAAGGAGAGUUAAAGAGCCAAGAUGCCUUUAGCGCAGCUAGCGGACCCUUGGCAGAAAAUGGCUGUGGAGAGCGCGGCGGAGAGCGCAGGAAACGCCGAGAAUGGCCAGCAAAUCAUGGAUGAACCUAUGGGAGAAGAAGAGAUAAACCCACAAACAGAAGAAGGCAAUAUUAAAGAGAUUGCAAUAACAUACCAUGUCAAAGAAGGCCAUGAAAAAGCAGAUCCUUCACAGUUUGAACUCCUUAAAGUACUAGGACAGGGAUCUUUUGGAAAGGUAUUCCUUGUCAAAAAAAUCUCAGGAUCAGAUGCCAGACAGCUGUAUGCAAUGAAAGUGCUAAAGAAAGCAACACUGAAAGUACGUGAUCGUGUUCGGACAAAAAUGGAGCGUGAUAUCUUAGUAGAAGUUAAUCAUCCCUUUAUUGUCAAGUUACAUUAUGCUUUUCAAACAGAAGGGAAGUUGUAUCUUAUUUUAGAUUUUCUCAGGGGAGGAGACUUAUUUACACGCUUGUCCAAAGAGGUGAUGUUCACAGAAGAGGAUGUCAAAUUCUAUUUGGCUGAAUUAGCACUUGCUUUAGAUCAUCUGCAUAGUCUUGGAAUAAUAUACAGAGACCUAAAACCAGAAAACAUACUACUCGAUGAAGAAGGACAUAUUAAAUUAACAGAUUUUGGCUUAAGUAAAGAGUCCAUUGAUCAUGAGAAAAAAGCAUACUCCUUCUGUGGAACGGUGGAAUACAUGGCACCAGAAGUAGUUAAUCGGCGAGGUCAUACACAGAGUGCAGACUGGUGGUCAUUUGGUGUGUUAAUGUUUGAAAUGCUCACUGGUACUCUACCUUUCCAAGGGAAAGACAGAAAAGAAACCAUGACUAUGAUUCUCAAAGCCAAACUUGGAAUGCCCCAGUUUCUAAGUCCAGAAGCUCAAAGUCUUCUCCGUAUGCUUUUCAAGAGAAACCCUGCAAAUAGAUUGGGAGCAGGUCCUGAUGGUGUUGAGGAAAUUAAGAGACAUCCAUUUUUCUCCACAAUAGAUUGGAAUAAACUAUACAGAAGAGAAAUUAGUCCACCAUUUAAGCCUGCAACUGGUAGACCUGAAGACACUUUUUAUUUUGAUCCUGAAUUCACAGCAAAAACUCCAAAAGACUCACCUGGCAUUCCACCUAGUGCUAAUGCUCACCAACUUUUUAGAGGUUUCAGUUUUGUAGCUAUUGCAUCCGAUGAUGAAAGUCAAGCAAUGCAGACAUCCAGUGGGCACUCAAUUGUUCAGCAGUUGCACAGGAACAGUAUUCAGUUUACUGAUGGAUAUGAAGUCAAACAAGAUAUAGGAGUUGGCUCCUAUUCGGUUUGUAAGAGAUGUAUUCAUAAAGCAACAAAUAUGGAAUAUGCAGUAAAGGUUAUAGAUAAGAGUAAGAGAGACCCCACAGAAGAAAUAGAAAUCCUGCUUCGAUAUGGACAGCAUCCAAAUAUUAUUACACUCAAAGAUGUGUAUGAUGAUGGCAAAUAUGUAUAUCUGGUAACUGAACUUAUGAAAGGAGGAGAGCUUUUGGACAAAAUCCUUAGACAAAAAUUUUUUUCUGAAAGAGAAGCUAGUGCUGUCCUUUUGACAAUAACAAAAACAGUCGAAUACCUUCAUGCACAAGGAGUGGUGCACAGAGACUUGAAACCUAGCAAUAUCCUUUAUGUUGAUGAAUCAGGCAAUCCAGAAUCAAUUCGAAUCUGUGAUUUUGGCUUUGCAAAGCAACUGAGAGCAGAAAAUGGCCUCCUAAUGACUCCUUGUUACACAGCAAAUUUUGUUGCCCCUGAGGUUUUAAAAAGACAGGGCUACGAUGCUGCGUGUGACAUAUGGAGCCUUGGUGUUCUUCUCUAUACAAUGCUGACUGGCUACACUCCUUUUGCAAAUGGUCCUGAUGAUACUCCCGAAGAAAUUUUGGCACGAAUCGGUAGUGGGAAGUUCUCUCUUAGUGGUGGAUACUGGAAUUCUGUUUCUGAUACAGCUAAGGACUUGGUUUCAAAAAUGCUUCAUGUUGACCCUCAUCAGAGAUUGACUGCAGCCCAGGUCUUAAGACAUCCAUGGAUUGUUCAUUGUGACCAGUUGCCUCAGUUCCAACUAAACAGGCAAGAUGCUCCACAUCUUGUAAAGGGUGCCAUGGCUGCUACAUAUUCAGCAUUGAACCGCAAUCAGUCACCAGUUUUAGAGCCAGUAGGCCGUUCUACCCUUGCUCAACGAAGAGGCGUCAAAAAAAUUACCUCAACUGCUCUGUGAAGUGACCUCAGCUGAAAAAUGUGGUACCAUAAUAAGAUGAUAGCACAAAUCAUGGCAACAGGUAGCACAUAUCCAAAGUACCUGCAAGCACACUGUUCCGUUUGGUACCUGUUAUGCUGCUGCUCCUGCUUUCAUCUUUUCCCCCCUUUAAACUCUUGAUGGCAGACUUUGCCCUUCAGAUGGAAUAUAAUGUGGAAUCAAUGGAAAAUGAACUGUUUGUGGAGACAAAGGAGGAUUCCAAACACUUCUCAUCUGUCACAUUAAAUACACUGAAUAAAGCACUUGGCACCAAUAACAUUAUUUUUAUAGGCAAUGUUUCUUCUCCCUUUAAAAUACUCUUCAUUACAUGUAUGGAUGGACAGUUUAUGUUAAGCACUUAGCUUAAACAAUAUGUUUAUAUUAGCACUGUAUAAUUUGUGCCAUCCAGCAUUUUAUAUGUUUUUUUAACUUUUCAUAACAGUACUCUUCUGUACUGCUUCCUUUUAAAUGCCUUCUAUUUAGAAUGAUCAGUUUUGAGAAUUAAAUCUGAUUAAAAUGCUUAAUCAGAAUGUUUGGACAUCUCUAAAAACAGCUUGACUGUUAAACAGCUAUUGAAUGUAAUUCUGUGAAUGUUUUUCCUUGCCUGUGUCUUUCCACAGACACUUUGUGGGAAGUAAUGGGAAACUAGAGCUGUUAUAACAUUUAAUGGCAUGAUAUGUUUCUCACCAUCACUCAUGCAGCCAACUCUGUACUGAAGCAAAAAAUAAUAAUUGUAUAUUUCCAUCAUGGGUAUCUUCUAUUGGACAUUGGAAACCAUUGCAAAAUAAUUUCACUUCAGUUCAUUUAACAUUGCUGCUUUAAUGUAGGGAAAAUUCCUACAACUGUAUUAAACAGCGAUAGUGUAGGAAACACUAUACAGAGCAUUGUUCAGUAAUAUGUAAAGUAGCAAGAAUUCUUUGUGUUCAGGAAAUCAUUAAUGGCAGGUCUGUUGCAUUUAGGCUGCUUUGUCUAUUUUCAAAACACAAUCAGAAGCAGAAUGAAUUAUGAGUUGAAUGGAAUGCACCCGGUAUCUUCAACCUAUUUCUGGAGAUUCUGCUGUCAAGAUUGGGCUCUUUGAUUAGCACUGCUAGUCUGUAGACCAGCACAUUUGUACUUAUGGUAUAUUAUAACAAUCUAAAGCCGCAAUCAAACAUAUUGAAAAAGACUAAAUCCCAUUGAACACAAUGGAACCUACUUCUGAACCUUCUUCCAUUUUCUGAGGAAGAAAAAAAUGUCCCUGUGCCCAACUUAUCAUUUUUAAUUGACUGGGAAUGUUUGUUUUUGGGAAAGUACUGAAGUUGUAUUAUGAAGAAUACAAUCUUGUGAAGAACAAUAUACUUUGGAUGGAUUAUCCCAGUGUUCUGCCAAAGAAAUUAUUUUUAUGUAAUAUUAUUUCUUCUUUGUCUUGUAUUUUGUCAAUUACUUAAUUUCACUGUAGUGUGAAAAAUUGAGCUGGAAGACAGAAACAAAAUAGGCAGUGAUUAGUAAUAAGCUUGCCUUUCCUUUCAACACUGAGUCUCACGGUUAGUCUUCCGUUUACUUUAGAUCAAUUUGUAGUACCCUCCAUUGCUUUGCUUCAUACUUUUGCCUUACAAGCUGAUGCAAAUAUUUUGACUUUAUUGUGUCAGGUUAUCAUAGCAUUUAUUUAUAACUGGUCUUUUAAAAAUCAAUAUAUAUUUUCUCUCAACAUCAGAGUAGAUUGCAAAUAUUCUUUUGCUUGUAAUUCCACUAGAAGCCACUAAGUUAGUCACCCAGGGGCCUUUAACUAUACUGUUGGUUAGUUGUUGUUCUGCGAUCCAGUUUUCUUCUGUUAUGUUUGAAAAUCUUUCAAAAUUAUUUUUGCAUAACAACUUCAUUGCAGUGGUAAUUCCAAAAUGAGUGGUUCUCUUAACUAUGACCUCACUGCUGUGAAUUUAAAAGAUAGUUGCUAAUCAUGAUGUUGAUUUUUCUGACCACUUUCUAGUGAUAUAGUAGUACUUCAUUCUCUGGGCACCAGAUACUUUUUAUUCCUCUUUCAUAUGAUUUGGAGUGUUCUUUGCAAAGAAUGAACAAUCCAAUUUUCUUGGUUGGAUUUUCUGAAUUUGGUUUAUAAAAUAUUGGAUCAAUACAUUAAUUUUCUCCCUCAUUCCAGAGUUUUUCUACAGAUUAAUAUUUUUAGCUCUACAGUAUGUAUCAUUGGUUAGAAUAUUCUUCAAAUGCUGGGUUCCCAGCACCAUAAUGUCUCUGAAGUUACCAUGAUCCAAAGAAUAACGAUACAAACAAACAUUCUGAUGUGUUUCCAGAUUUUUAAAGAAGCAAGCUGAAAACCUGAGCAUAUUUCAGAUGGUGUUACUUUCUACCAGGAUAAAUUUAAAGCAGCUCAAAGGAAAAAUACGAUUUCCUAUAGAAUUGGGUUCAUUCAAUGUUAUCAUGGAUGGGCUAGUUGUAAUUUCAACAUGCCUGUCAUAUUUUAAAAUUGAUAUAGAAAAGCUGAAACACUUAAGAGCUAUUGAAUAAGAUUGAAAAUUUUGCAAUUCAUUUUCUCCUUCUGGAGAAAAAUAAAAUAGGUUAAAGGUCAUUGUUCCCUUAUUAGUGAAAACUAAGCAACAAUAAAAUGUAAUCUGGGAAAAAAAACCUUGAGAAAACAGUUAUUUAUUAUAAUAUAACCUCUUGUUCUUACCAUCUGUGUUCUCAGAUUUUAGCUGCACAUUUUCAUGGGAAAUGAAUCCAGCCUAGUGUGAAGGAAGUUCUUUUUCAGGAACUGCUUCCUCAUGGAGGCAUUUAUUUUAUCAGAUGAUUUAAAGGUGCUAGUCCUUUUACACUUUGCUGUUUCAAUAUGAUCAUAAUUUUGUUUCUGUAGAUAGAAGUUCCUUGUUUUGCAUUCAACUUCUCUCAAAAAAGAAGUCUGGCAUUUAAAUUAUUACAAUACUUUUAAAAUGUUAUGUUUACAAAACAACAUUGCACAUUUAGAUUCAGGCAUAGCCAUUCAUAUGUUCUUCACUUGGACUUUGUGUCAACCAGUUUCUAGUCCAAUUUCACUUAGGCUGUAAUCUGAAAUACAGUACAUGUAUUGGCAGUAAGCCAUGGUGAAUACAGUAGGAUUUACCUUUGAAUAAACAUGCAGUCAGAUUAUACUGCAUGAGUUCUUCUUUCAUUGAACAUUUCCAUGUGACUGAAGAAAAAUGUGAAUUCCAUCUCUAGUUAUCUUAACAACUGUUUUUUCUCACACAGAUAUGAAGACUUCCCCCUGUCUGAUCUCUUCUUUACAGUCCAGCUUUUUGUUAAAUGUUCUGUAGCAAUAAUCUUGACUUCUUUCAAACAACAUAUUCCUUAAGAAGUCCAGCUUUUCUUUGUUUUGUGAUCAUGUAUUAAUAUGGAAUGGAUAAAAUUUUCAAUGUUCAUUAAAUGUCUUAGCUUUUGGUCCUGAACAUUACGAGCAAUGAUCAGGAAAUCUCAUUUUCUAUAAAACAAUCCUAUAACCAAGAAAAACACAUUUAACGAAACCCUUUGGCUUCAUUUUACUUGUCGCUGUAUUCCCAGCACAUUCAGGAAGCUAUUUAAGUAUAUAACAUUAGAUAAAGUUUAUACUGUCUCUUAAAAGUGAUUAAAAUGUUUAUAUAAUGUUUUUUCCUUGCCCGCCAUUCCUUGGGUCAGCCUUCUGAAACAUUUAAAACUGAUGUACUAUAAGAGAAAGUACUACAAUAUGGGGAAAACAGUUUUGAAAUGACUAAGAGUAAUAACCACUGUUACCACUUUGCUACAUCUCUCCUCUGGUAGCCUGAAAAAUUAGUAUCAAUGCAUACAGUACAAAAAACAAAAUAAUGAAAAGAAAUCCUGUGUUUCCUAGGCAGAAAUGGAUUUUCAAGCAAGAUCAGUGAUGGAUAUGAAAGAAUAAUUCCAAAACGUUUUAGACUGCUGAUUCAUCCAUGGUUUCUUAAAUAUAAUUUAGAAAGAAAUGUGCAAAUGGAUCUUGUAGCACCUACAAAAUUGUUUCUUAGAAAUAAUUCACUGAGAAGAUAUCCUGAUACUCUUCUUUAACCCUUUCAUGGGUUGUAACUUAGACAAGUAAUUCUUACUUUAUUUUCCUAACUGUGGUAAGAGAAAAGACAUGCCAACAAGAGAUUCAGUCUUGGCAGUUUUAAGCCAGAAGAUUUAUUUAUUACCACUUUGAAUUUUCAUUCAGGCUCUAUUAUUUAACAUUUUAAAAGCUGGCAUGUUCUUGUCACUAUGAAGAACAUAUUUAAAAUGUCUUGCCAUCUGAAAGGAAAAAUUUAAUCAGCCUUUGCCAUCUCUGAUAAUAGAACACAAAUGGCCAAAAACAACCAAUCUAUGACAGGUUGUCAGGAGCAUAAGUUUAAUUAAACAAGCCACUUUCCUGACCAGUAUUGGGGGCUUUUGAUGCUUCUUAUUCUUACUACUCCUAUACUUUUUCUAGAAACCAUGAAAUGUGAAGUGAACUGGAAAGGGAGAAAGGUUUUAGGGCUGCAGUUAGAUGGCUAGCAAAGUAUAAUAAAUGAUUUUAUGUUUUCAAGACCGGGGCAAAAGAGAACGGAUUUGCUUCACUUGCCCUAGUUAGAUUAGCUGUCUUGCUUAUGAAGAGUAAACUAGUGAAAGUUUAAAACUGAUUUUAAAUUUUAAAAAAUCAGGGUAUAAAGAAAUGUAGGGUUUUUGGUUACUGUAAAUGUAGUAGAUCAACUAAUCACUGCUUUCCUGAUAAUGAAAUGAAAGAGUUAAGGUAUGCAAAUCCUUCAUAGGCGAUAAUGAAUAGCUUUUAACUCAUGAAAGUAAUGUAUAUGAUUAGCUUUAUCUUGAUAUGUCUGACCUAAUCAAAGGGAAAGUGCACUCAUUGAGGGAUGUAAUUAUUUUACAGUUCUAGUGAAAGGGUGGGGUGGGGUGUGAAUCUACAUAAAGAGAUUUUUUUUUUAAUAUCAGAAAAUAUUUUUCUACAGUUCUGUACAAUCAUUCUUUAUAUUGACUUCUUCAGCAUGGCAUGCAGAUCUAAGAUACAGUGACAUGCAUUUGACUGUGCUGUAUCUUUAGAGUAGAUGAUUAAAAUAGCAUCUAUCAGAUGCUUUUAUUAGCAUCAUGGAAUUGAAAUACUGGUUGUGUUAUGUGUCAUCAAGUUGACUUUGACUUAUGGCAACCUUGUGAAUGAAAGACCUCAAAAGGCUAAAAUGUACUGAAUACCUUGCUUUACUGAGAGCUGUUUAUGUUUCCCAGAAUACAGUACUGUAUAUGUGUAAUCAGAAUUGUUCCAGACAUAACCACAGAAGAGCCUGGAAAAUUACUAUUGCGUGUAUCCUUGUCAAAAGGCAGGUUUUGUACUCUUCAAAAGAAACUGAAUUUAUAGAGCAAGUAAACUUUUAAAAAUA
Messenger RNA from Sceloporus undulatus (fence lizard), 7888 nucleotides. It is a transcript of the gene RPS6KA3, whose product is annotated as ribosomal protein S6 kinase A3. Lineage: Eukaryota; Metazoa; Chordata; Lepidosauria; Squamata; Phrynosomatidae. The record is from RefSeq and is a predicted model, not a curated record. The transcript has 22 exons. Gene Ontology annotation, molecular function: ribosomal protein S6 kinase activity; ATP binding; magnesium ion binding. Gene Ontology annotation, biological process: intracellular signal transduction; protein phosphorylation. The coding region runs from base 288 to 2519 and encodes 743 amino acids.